Molecule: messenger RNA, 6154 nt
Organism: Dermacentor albipictus
Lineage: Eukaryota; Metazoa; Arthropoda; Arachnida; Ixodida; Ixodidae
Product: UPF0739 protein C1orf74 homolog
Source: RefSeq, a predicted model, not a curated record
CGCGUACUCGUUUGAAAUUGCCUUCUCUAUGUAAAAAAAAAAAAUCGUGUAAAUAAUUAUGGAGAUAAUUCUACACUGAAAAUGCUCUAGAGAGACUGAUCUUCCAAGCCUUGCGCUUCAUUCGUAGCCGCAUGUGUUUGCCACGCGUCGCCAGAGAUGAGCGAGGACUUCGCUCCCAAGAAUGUCGUGCGCGGUGCACCGACUCCGCGGUGCCGGCGCGCGGUCGCGGCCGCCCUUCCCGGCGUGCUGUGGACGGCGCGCGGUUACAAACCGGGCUACCUGUGGGACGUGAACGAACCGACCGAAAGUACCGUCGCCGACUGCCUGCGCCUCUGUGGGGCGACGGCAGACUCCCGCAGCGACGAAAAUCUGCUCCUCGUUACCGGAGACGACGUCAGAGCGGUCAGGUUGGGACGCGAUGUGCUGCUCUGCAACGUUCCCGAGACUCUUCGCAGGCUCGAAGACGCCAGCCUCGACGUGAAGUUCGUUGACGUUUCGGCAGGGCUGCGUUCCCCGAACGCUCUGGCAUCGCCGCCCCCGGGCGUGCGCGGAAUGCUGUCGUCGCUGAAGCGACGACUAGCCGAUGUGGCGGCUUCGCCGUGCCGUAGCGACGUGUUCGUCGAUAUGGAACCCGCCGACGGCGAAUGGAACCUUUGCACGGCGUUCGGCGUUCUACUGGGGUACCCGGUCGUGUACUGGUUCGAAGGCGGUGCCGACGCCGGCAACUGCCUCGCCAUGGAGGAACUGAACGUUGUCAGAGUGCGAUCCGCUCCGACCGCAGGACGCCGAGACGUGGCGAAGGGGACAGCGUCGUCCGCGGCUGGCACGGAGGACGACGUCUACUCUUUCAGCUUCCCGGUCGCUCUCGACGCCGAUUUGCGACCGCAUGUGGACGCCUGGUGGCACCGACUGCGCGCCAGGGCUGCCGGCGAUUUCGAACUCACCCGAGUCGAUGAAGUGACGUGCCAUCCCGUCGUGGCUCUGUGAUCGUUACACAUCACUUGAUUCCAAAUCAAUCGGUUCGCGAGCGAGUAGCGAUGUGCUCCGUGCCACGUCGUACUUUUUUUUUUCCUUUUCGUCGUUUUGCGCGGUAUUAGCACUAUUCAGUGACUUUCGUGUUUUGUAAUACUUUGUAAAGCUGCACGCAACGCUGCCGUUCAUCAAAGCCCUGGAAAGAUGACGUAUCAUCGCAGCCUAUGACUAUAGCGAAAAACCAAAGGGCACUUGCACAUCAUGCUUUAUCGUAUUUCACAUUUUUCUCAGUCAUUGUUAGCUUGAGUAAAUGCACAUGUGUACUUAAAAUGACAUGGGCACAAUGUUACAUUGUAGAAGGCAGCCCUGCCUUUUAUGUGAGAAAAUAACAAGUUGCUGUAAAGAAUAGGGAUGGGAACACUGUACCGUCAUCCCGCCAGCUCUUGUGAUACUUAUAGUAUAGUCUGGAAAGGACUCUGGAAAGGAUGUGCAUUUAUGCACAAGAGAAGUAUUUUUUAUUUUUAUCAUUAUUUAUCUUUUCAGAAUGAGCCAGUUUGAGUGGACCAAUGUAUUUAAUUGGGCGUUAUUCGAGGUAUGUAAUGCAUUGUGUUUGCAUCAUUUCUGAAGGGGCGCUCAUUAUGGCCUGCAGUGUUUGGCUCCAAAUUCAUAUUGUAUUCAAUAUCGGGGAGAAUGUUCCUACUGUGUUCCAAGAAGUUCUUAUGAAGGUUCUGCAGUCGAAGCCUCAACAGAUUUGUUGAGAGUUCAAUUUUCAUCUUGUUGGUAGGACAUAAUUUCUAGGGAUUUAGUGCAGAAACUUGAGACAAAAUGGACAGAAGUCGAGAGACACACACACACGUUUCUGCACUAAUCACUGGAAAGUACUUUAUGACCCCUACAUCAUCUGGCGAGCAGGAGGUCGAGGAGUGUCGGUGUCCUCAGAUGCUCGAACAACUAGGCAAUGUUUUGCUAGUGUGAAUAAAAGCAGCAUUGCAGUGAAGGGACCAAACACCUCUUGAGCGGUUUCGUUAUAUGCUGUGUAUAAGGAGAGCACGUUGUUGGGCGAGUCGGUCGUACAUACUUAAAGAAGGGAAUUGCGCUAAAAAAGACACGGACGAGUUAGGACAUGGACGGGCGCAAACUCGCGACUGAUUUUAUUCAGAAGAAACACGAAUAUAUAUACCUAGAUCCUUAUUGCUUAAUCAUUGCCUAAGCGCACAUGCCAAGAACGUUUUUUCUUUCUUAUACAAAUUUAUACUGGAAUCACUUACACAAUCAUCACCUGACUUAUCAAUGUAAAAAGCCUCUGCGAGUUCACGUGCGACCUGGUUACGACUGCGCCUUAAGAUUUUGGUUCUACACAGGCACACACAGUUUAAGCUGUGUAUAACAAAUGAAAAGCUGAAGAGAAAGAUCUGCUGUAAAAGCUUGAAUGCACGUUAGCAUGUUUGAGUGGGCUGGAUGCCACUAUUGUAAUUGUAAGCUUGUGGACAGGUGCAAAUGAGAGGCUAGGAGCAGAAGCAUAAUUCGACAUUCAAAAAUUUGCUUUCUCCAAAAUAGAGGAGGGGCACAAUGCCAAAUAUCUUUGCAGGACUUGUGAAAGAAAUCGUGGAAAGUCUGUUUUUGGUAGCGAUUGACAACUUGGGAACUGUUCAAAGAUAUUUUAUCAAGGUAGUUUGCAGCACUCUGCAGUCACAUGUGUGAUGCUUGCCAUUUGCAAAGUACUGAAGUAUGAUCGUUAGACCUGUGUGAAACUCCAAAGGGAUGCUAGAAGCAAACAUGAUGUCAAGCUAGGCCAUACGUAGCGUUUAUAAAAAUAACUCUCAGUACGUGUUCGGUGCCAAGGGAUGACUCAAUCUCCAAGAAAAUUGCAAUUAAGAACAAUCAGUGUCUAUUUCAUUUCAAUUGGUGGUGACCAAAUCCACACCACAGUAACCACCCUCACUUAGUGAAAAAAACUAAUCUUGAAGGCUUACACUUUCGCUGGUUUUAUGUGCCAAAAGCAAUUGCAUGAGUUGGAAACGUGAUGAUUGCCAUGUUUUGGAUACCACCUACUGGCCAGGGAAUUCAAAUUAUGCACCAACAAGCCCAAAAAGGUACGCUGCUAAAUAUAAAGAUAUCUGUUAGGUUCCCGCAGUACAUCGAAGGUGUCUUGAGGCCAUACUUAACAGCCAUCUUGAAAAAAAACUUGUCGAAAAGUUGGCUCAUGCUUUUACCUUGUUCUCGGUUUGCUUAUCGUCUUGAAUUUUCAUCUCCCGCCUUCCCCGUGUUUUCCCUUAACAGUCAUCUGCCACUCUGUAUAAGUCGGAGGGUGGGACAACCUUCUAAGGGAAACGCUCGAGCACCAUCUCAUUUCACAUGGACGUCAGGCCACGAAGCAUUUUAAUGUAUGAAAAGUGCUGUGCUUACUGUGACAACAUGUUUUGUCGAUCAGGCCUCUUGGUAGCUCACAGGCCCUGAUAUAUCCUCCCGCAACCCCAAGUUAGUCGAGAGACAAAAAGGCAUGUCAAGUUGGUUCUUAAUCUAUUUGCAUUCGAACCACAAUAUAUCAAAUGUGGAUAUAUCGAAUUAUGCGAUACACCGAGGUAAGUCUAAAUUGUUUUCCACGAAUAUCGGCAUGUAGCAAAUACAUGCUUAUAAUGAUACAUGCUUAAAUGUGGUCCAACUGAACAAAUGUGAAAAAAAAUUUUUUGUGUGUGAUAAAGUACAGGGUUAUAUGCUGAAAGCAACAUGUACAUUAACAACACACUGUUUCCUUAUGUUUGGUACUGCAAAAACCGCUUUCUUUGUCACAAUGCAUAAAUGAAGAUGCAACAUCACAUGCACAUUGGUGCUGUGUGCUGGAUUGUCAUGUGAUCUUGUGGUGCUGCAAACAUGCCUGUCCAAGUGAGUGUGUUUCAUUGCGUGUGAUGCAAUGGUGUAGAUGAAAUUAGUGUCUAUUGGAAGCUGAUGGCAAGAACACACUUAAACAACUUCCACACAGUUCUGCGUGCACCCAAAUUGAUAUCUGGGAUGGAUAUAUAGAGGGACACUAAAGAAAACAAUAAGCAUAGCUGUAUUAGAAAGUUACCUUUCUACAAUAUCAAGAAAGCCACACUUACUAUGGGAGGACACAGGUUAGAAAAGAAACAAAAAAGGAAAGAUGCUUGGCGAUGCCACUGUGACGCCAUUGGUUUUGAAGGCAUCUGUUCGGGCCUCAUUAAUAUUUAUUGGUAAAAAAGGCCUACCUUGCAUUCUAAAGGAGCCAGAGACCAAAUGUAGGCAUUUUUGAGAAAAUUUACUGCAUCACAGCAGCCCAAAUGUGAGAAAAUACAUUGGCACGUGCGACAUUACACUGAUGCACUGGUGCAGAGGUUUUGGAGCGAAAUUUUAAAGAAUGUGAAUUUGGCCCACAUUUUCCCUUUUAGUAAUAAAUCUUUUGCCGUGAAAUUUAUAAAAAUGAAGUUCCAGAAGUACGUUUUACCAGUUGCAAGUGAUUAGUGUUUCUCAUUAGCGACACUCUUAAUGAAUAAUUUUGAGAAGUAUUGAAGACAAUGUGCUAGGGGUCUUGGGAGCAUAAAGUGCGUCUGCAUCUCUCGAACAGCACCACCCCAUUCUUGACGAUCCUUGUCAUUAAUUGGCUGGUGUGAAGAGUUCAGAUAUGCUCCCUUAUUCUUUUUACUUCGACAGAAAUGACAAACUCGAAACCAGGUUCGCUGUGUCCACCUGCUCAUCCUUUCUGUCGCAAUGACACCGUCAACUAUUUGGUCACCUCCUCAACUUCAUACUCGCCGCUUGGCAAAAAAACAACACUGUAACUUUGCACAUCAUUGCCACUGGCUGCUAAGCACACGCCCGUGUGGAUGUUGAAAGCUAGGCCAAGCUGUACAAGGACCAAAUGUCCGUGCAAUGUACCUGAAACUGCGCCAUGGUGUAGUUUUUUUUUUUUUUCAUGCUAAGCAUUCUUGGCGAGUUCAAGCCAGUUUUCUGUAACAACUACUUGGUGACUAUUUGGCCAUUUCCGUGGGUCAAUUUCGAGCGUGGUGCAGUCUGGAAGUAUGGGCUUAUCCCAGUUAGUGGCUAAGCUAUACAAAAACCAAAUUUUGCCUGUGCAAUGUACCCAAAAUUACUGAACGUUGUUUUUAGGCUGCAGAGAUGCAUAAUUUACUUCAAUGAACUCUUCAAAAAGACUGAUCUUGUAAACCCUCAUUCCAUGCAAUAUCUGGUACCAACUCGUAACGACGUUUAUACCACUUUUUACUCGUAGGAAUGCAUAGCCCGUGGAAGACAUGCACGUCGGAGGGAAACCUGAAGCUCGUAAUUUUUUAAGCAACUUGUUUCAGUCAAAUAAUCAUCCAAGUAAAGCAUCUAUCUGGUAUCAAAAUAAAUUUCAUCCAAAGUAGUGUUUUAUAAUGGCAAUGUAUCUAUUCUCAGUAAGGUGUGCAUCAAGGUAAGGACUGCGCAAAGAGUGAUGGAAUGAAAAAUAUUGGCCUUAACGUUGAGGGACAUGAAGAGAGUGGUGUGGGUCAGAGACCAAAUUGGGAUAGCCAAUAUUCUAGUUGACAUUAAGAGAAAAACAUGGAGCUGGGCAGGCCACGUAAUGCAUAGGGUAGAUAACUGGUGGACCAUUAGAGUUACACAAUGGGUGCCAAGGGAAGGGAAGUGCAGUUGACAAUGACAGAAGACUAGAUGGGGUGAUGAAAUCGGGAAAUUGGCAGGCGCAAGUUGAAAUAUGCUAGCACAAGACAGGGUUAAUUGGAGGUUUCAGGGAGGCCUUCGUCCGUACUACAGUAGACCUAAAAAUAGGUUGAUGUUGAUGAUUAUAUAUCCUCGCCACUAUUUUAGUGUUUCUUGUGAUGUACCAUGGUGCAGUUUUGGUGCCUGGUGAUUUAUGUGGGAUUUCAUGUAACAUAGUAGACUCUCAAAGUCUGUACUUGCAUUUCGGAGAACACGGCAAGCAGUACAAUAAUGUACGAAAGCAAUGUUGUCUGCGUUGCGAUUAAGUUGUUGUCGAGAACAUUGCAGCGCCCGCUGUGAGAACUCGUUGCCUCUGUGGCAGUAAAUGAGCAUUAAUCACUGAAGUUUUCUCAUUUUAUUUUUCUGUGUGCGCUGCUUCUUUAAUGACCAGCAGGCUUCCGCUGUCUUAUGUGAUGGUAGUAUUGUUGUGGGAGUAAAAAUGUAAGAAUAAAAGUUGUUUUAACAAGUG